Arabidopsis arenosa is the source of this 2819-nucleotide messenger RNA. The record is from the annotation of a GenBank genome assembly. Lineage: Eukaryota; Viridiplantae; Streptophyta; Magnoliopsida; Brassicales; Brassicaceae.
AAGCUUCAAAUUUUCAUCGGUUGCAGAACACAAAAUAAGAGGAAUUGCCUGAUUAUAGUUAUGGAAGAAGCAACACAAAUGAGUUCCGAGGUCCCUCUAGUUAAGGUCGUGAAUGAAGAAGUGACAAAGGAAGAUACUGUCAUGGAGAAAGGAGAGGAGGAUACAACAUUUGAUGGUGGAUUCGUAAAAGUUGAGAAAGAAGGGAUCAACGCCAAGUAUGAUGACGAUGAAAAAGCAGAGAAGCAAGUCGUGAUUGAAGGAAACUCGAACGGUGCACAAAGAGAACUACAUGAAUCGCAAGAAAAGGCGAAAGAAUUGGAGUUGGAAUUGGAAAAAGUAACAGUGGAACUGAAACGGUAUGAAUCCGAGAAUACCCUUUUGAAGGACGACAUUUCUUCUACGAAAGGGAGAUUAGAAGAAACCGAAAAGAAGCAUGAAGAGCUUGAAUUGGUUAAAAAGAAGCUGCAAGAGCAAAUUUCUGAAGGGGAAGCAAGACAUAGCUCACAGUUGAAGUCUUUGGAAGAUGCUUUGCAGUUACAUGAUGUUAAACAUAAGGAACUAACUGAAGUUAAGGAAGCUUUUGAUGCGUUAGGCCUCGAGCUUGAGAACUCGAGAAAGAAGAUGAUAGAGUUGGAGGAAAGGCUAAGACUUUCUGCUUCAGAGGCAGAGAAAUUUGAAGAGCUGCAAAAGCAAAGUGCAUCACAUGCUGAUGAACUUGAAGAGAAACUGAAGAUUUCAGAUGAAAGAUUCUCCAAAAUAGAUUCUCUUCUUUCUCAAGCAUUGUCCCAAAACUCUGUUCUUGAGCAGAAACUGAAAUCUUUGGAUGAAUUAUCCGAGAAGGUAUCAGAACUAAAAUCUACCUUGAUAGUAGCUGAAGAGAAAGAAAAAAAGUUGACUAUUCAGAUGCAGGAAUACCAAGAAAAGGUAACUAAGCUAGAGUCGUCUUUGAACCAAUCAUCGGCGAGAAACUUAGAGCUUGAAGAAGAUUUGAGAAUUGCUUUGCAGAAAGGUGCAGAGCAUGAAGAUAUUGGAAAUGUGAGUACUCAGCGCAGCGUUGAGCUACAAGGUCUGUUCCAAACAUCUCAGUCACAAUUAGAGAAAGCAGAAGAAAAAUUGAAAGACUUGGAGGCAAUCCAAGUGAGAAACUCGAGUCUUGAAACUGCUUUAAGCGUUGCAAUGGAGAAAGAGAGGGACUUGUCAGAAAAUCUUAAUGCUGUGAUAGAGAAGCUGAAAUCCGCUGAAGAGAGACUUGAGAGGCAAGCAAGAGAAAUAGAUGAAGCUACCACAAGAAGCAUAGAGCUUGAAGCUUUGCAUAAACACUCAGAGCUUAAAGUUCAAAAGGCUAUGGAGGAUUUCAGUAGCAGAGAUACAGAGGCCAAGUCUUUGACUAAGAAAUCAAAAGAUCUCGAGGAGAAAAUCAGAGUAUAUGAAGGGAAAUUGACUGAAGCAUGUAGUCAAUCACUUUCUUUGCAAGAGGAACUUGAUCAAUCGUCUGCGGAGAAUGAAUUACUAGCAGAUACAAACAACCAGCUCAAGAUCAAGAUUCAAGAACUUGAAGGAUAUCUGGAUUCUGAGAAAGAAACCGCAACCGAAAAGUUAAACCAGAAAGACACAGAAGCUAAAGACUUGAUUACAAAGUUGAAAUCCCAUGAAAACCUAAUCGAGGCGCACAAAAGGCAGGUUCUUGAAGCAUCUGGAGUUGCUGAUACUAGAAAAGUGGAGCUAGAAGAGGCUCUACUGAAACUUAAGACUCUUGAAUCUACAAUCGAAGAGCUUGAGAAAGAAAAUGGAGAUUUGGCUGAAGUGAAUAUAAAGCUGAACCAGAAACUAGCAAAUCAAGGGUCAGAGACCGACGAUUUUCAGGCAAAGCUCUCUGCUUUAGAGGCUGAAAAAGAUCAAAAAGCUAAAGAGCUUCAGACAACCAUAGAAGAUCUAACAAAACAGCUUACUUCUGAAAGAGAAAGACUACGAUCACAGAUCUCUUCCCUUGAAGAAGAGAAGAACCAAGUCAGUGAGAUAUAUCAGAGCACAAAGAAUGAGCUUGUAAAGCUUCAAGAACAACUCCAAGAAGACAAGACUAAAUCCGAUGAUAUGGUAUCAGAAAUCGAGAAGCUCAGUGUCGUGGCUGCUGAAAAGUCGGUGUUGGAGUCAAACUUUGAACAAGUAGAAAUACAAUUGAAAAAAGUCGAAGCUCAGUUGAAAGAAGAGGUCGAAAAAGUUGCAGAAUUGACCUCAAAAUUGCAGGAACAUGAACAUAAGGCGAGUGACCGAGAUGUGCUUGACCAGCAAGCAAUUCAACUUCAUAAAGAGCUUCAAGCGUCUCACACAGCUAUUUCUGAACAGAAAGAAGCAGUUUCUCAGAAGCAUUUGGAGUUGGAAGCUACUUUAAAGAAAUCACAAGAAGAGCUUGAAGCUAAGAAAUCUAUAAUUCUUCAUCUCGAAUCGCUGUUGAAAGAGCUUGAACAGAAAGUGAAGCUUGCAGAUGCUAAAUCUAAGGAAACUGAGUCUACGGGAAAAGGAGAAGUAGAAGUGGAAUCUCGAGGCAUUGACUUAUCUUUUUCAACUCCAACGCAACGUAAGAGCAAGAAGAACUUAGAUGCUUCUCCUUCGCAUUCGCCUUCUUCGGGAAAUGUUACGACUCAGAAAGCUGAAACAUCGCAUCUCAUGACAUUGAAGAUCGUACUUGGAGUGGCUCUUGUGUCUGUCAUUAUUGCAAGGCCACAUGUUGCAGUAUCAGCACAAGAAUCUGAUUAAUUCUAACAUUGUUGGAAAUGGUUCAUCGAAAUUGAAUUGAAAAAUCAUAAAGCCGUUAGAUUAAU